AUGGGUGCAUUGGGCCUCCCCAGCAACGACAGCAACGAUAUCCACGUGUUGGUGGCUGUCCGCAGGAGAUGGUUGACGUGUGCGAUGGUCGGGGUCGGGACAAUCAUCCACAUUGACAUGCGUGAUCACAAGACUGUCCUCGACCUGCAGAAGGCAAUCAGCGAGAGUCCAAACAUUGCAUUGCAUGCGGAUUGCAUGGCCCUGUACGUGGCGAAGAAGGGCAGCAAGUGGCUCACCGUCAACGACCUGAAGGAGGUCAAGUCGAGUGGAAUGGCAACGUUGACGACUGCCGGUGGCCAACUGAUGAAGCCGCGCACUGCACUAGGUACUUACAACUUCCCCGGCGAGGUGGCCUACUACGAAGAAGACGGCGACGUCGACGACGUGCACGUGUUGGUGGUGUCCGUGCCGCCUGCCCGCGAAGUCGCUUCCAGCGUGACGAUUUCAUGUGUGGCAAUCGGAGUUGGGACACUAUUUACCCUCAAGGUCCGUGACAGCGUGAGCGUGUUGGGUCUCAAAAACGCAAUCCACACGAGAUACCAGUUCCCUGUGUACGACCUCGACCUCUACCUGGCGCAACGAAGCGAUGGCACUUGGAUAAAGGAGGAUGACCCCGAUGGAAUGGUACUCAAGUCUGGACAUCUAUCUGGGGCAAUCAAACCGUUGAUGACACCAGCGACCAUGAUGAACGAUGCAACUCAAGUGCGCGCACUGAACCUCCCCGACGACGACAGCAACGACAUCCACGUCUUGGUAGCUGUCCGCAAGCGAUUUUUGACGUGUGCGGUGGUCGGGGUAGGGACAAUCUUUUUCGUCGACAUGCGCGAUCACAAGAUGGUGGAAGACCUGCAGGACGACAUUCGCCAGAGUCAGAAGUUUGCAUUUCCAUCAACCUCCCUGAACCUGUACGUUGCGAAGAAGGACAACACGUGGCUCACUAUCCACGAUGCCGACGUGAAGCUCGUGAAGACUGGCAAGAUUCCAAGUGGAAUCAAAGCGAUAACGACUGCAGGUGGCCAACUCAUGGCGCCACAUUCGCCACUUCAUUCUUUCAACUUCCCGGGCGAAGUCGUUUACGUGGCAGGCGUCGACAUCGAUGCCAUACAUCUGUUGGUGACGGUGCCGAAAUCGCACCAAAAGGCCUCCAACGUGGCGAUAUCGUGUGUGGUGGUCGGGAGCGGCGUCAGCGUGGCAAUUGUGAUAGACGAGCGCGACACCGUCUUGGACCUGAAGAAAGCAAUCACGGAGCGCAUGGAGUUUCCAUUUCCUGCGUUUCAAUUGACGCUGUACGUUACGAAGACGAACAACAGCGACUGGCUCCAGUGGAGUGACCGCGAUGCAAUCGAGCUGACGUGUGGAGAGAUCCCUCGUGGAAUCAAACAACUGAUGUCGGACGUGGCCAAAAUGGACUCCGAAUCCAUCUUGAGCGCAUUUCACUUCGUCGACGACGAAGUGCCCAUCGGAGAUGACAUUCACGUGCUUGUGGACCUGCCAGCGCAUGCAAAGUCUGGCGUUCAUUACGACAGUAUGUACUAA
Molecule: messenger RNA, 1536 nt
Organism: Aphanomyces astaci
Lineage: Eukaryota; Oomycota; Saprolegniomycetes; Saprolegniales; Verrucalvaceae
Exons: 1
Coding region: 1-1536 (511 amino acids)
Source: RefSeq, a predicted model, not a curated record